Molecule: messenger RNA, 3216 nt
Organism: Rana temporaria (common frog)
Lineage: Eukaryota; Metazoa; Chordata; Amphibia; Anura; Ranidae
Gene: SLC2A4
Product: solute carrier family 2 member 4
Exons: 12
Coding region: 1380-2912 (510 amino acids)
Biological process (GO): monosaccharide transmembrane transport
Cellular component (GO): membrane
Molecular function (GO): hexose transmembrane transporter activity
Source: RefSeq, a predicted model, not a curated record
CCUCCUUUAUAUAUCAGUGUGUCGCUGCUGCAGGACCUCUUGGAGGGUUCAAUGUCUUCUCAGCUGUUCUGUCCCGUCUUUGUCACCUUCCUCCCCCGUGUGACGGUCCUCUAUCCUAGGGCUGAGCCUGGACUUCUAUCUCCAGGAGACCCCCCAUCUCCCGGACACUUUGUACCCCAGGGCUGAGCCUGGACUUCUAUCUCUGGGAGACCCCCCAUCUCCCGGACACUUUCUACCCAACGGCUGAACCUGGACUUCUAUCUCCGGGAGACCCCCCAUCUCCCGGACACUUUCUACCCCAGGGCUGAGCCUGGACUUCUAUCUCCGGGAGACCCCCCAUUUCCUGGACACUUUCUACCCCAGGGCUGAGCCUGGACUUCUAUCUCCGGGAGAACCCCCAUUUCCUGGACACCUUCUACCCCAGGGCUGAGCCUGGACUUCUAUCUCCGGGAGACCCCCCAUUUCCCGGACACUUUGUACCCCAGGGCUGAGCCUGGACUUCUAUCUCCGGGAGACCCCCCAUUUCCUGGACACCUUCUACCCCAGGGCUGAGCCUGGACUUCUAUCUCCGGGAGACCCCCCAUCUCCUGGACACCUUCUACCCCAGGGCUGAGCCUGGACUUCUAUCUCCGGGAGACCCCCCAUUUCCCGGACACUUUGUACCCCAGGGCUGAGCCUGGACUUCUAUCUCCGGGAGACCCCCCAUUUCCUGGACACCUUCUACCCCAGGGCUGAGCCUGGACUUCUAUCUCCGGGAGACCCCCCAUCUCCUGGACACCUUCUACCCCAGGGCUGAGCCUGGACUUCUAUCUCCGGGAGACCCCCCAUCUCCUGAACACCUUCUACCCAAAGGCUGAGCCUGGACUUCUAUCUCCGAGAGACCCCCCAUCUCCUGAACACCUUCUACCCAAAGGCUGAGCCUGGACUUCUAUCUCCAGGAGACCCCCCAUCUCCUGGACACCUUCUACCCAACGGCUGAGCCUGGACUUCUAUCUCCGGGAGACCCCCUAUCUCCUGGACACCUUCUACCCCAGGGCUGAGCCUAGACAUCUUCCAUCUUCUGGACACCCUCCAUCUCGGGGACAUCUUCUAUUUAUGGGACACCCUCUAUCUCCUGGACACCCUACAUCUCGUGGACACCUUCUACCGCAGGACUGAGCCUAGACAUUUUUCAUCUCCUGUACAUCCUCUAUCUCCGAGACCCCAUCUAUCCUAAGGGUAAGUCUGAACUUCUAUCUCCCGGACACCCUCUUUCUCCAGGACCCCCUCUACCUCUUGGUCACCCACUAUCUCCGAGACCAACUCUAUCCCAAAGGUCACAGCCUGAGCUCUCUCAACGUUUCACCCUCUCGGGGGUUUUCUAGGAAGAGAAAGGAAAAAUGCCCUCCGGAGGAUUCCAGCCCAUCGAUGGAGGACAGCAGGUGAUGGUCCGAACUGCCGUCACCAAGACUCUGGUCCUGUCCGUCUUCACCGCCAUCCUCGGCUCAUUCCAGUUCGGAUACAACAUUGGAGUCAUCAACGCACCCCAAAAGAUCAUAGAGCAAAGCUACAAUGAAUCGUACAUCAGUCGGAACAGUCCCGAGUCGCAUUCCAUCGAUGCCGGCCUCCUACGGACGUUGUGGGCGCUGUCGGUGGCCAUUUUCUCUAUUGGUGGCAUGGUGUCCUCUUUGUGUGUCGGGGUCGUGUCUCAGUGGCUGGGACGGAAGAGAGCCAUGAUUGUGAAUAACAUCUUUGCCUUCAUUGGUGGGACCCUAAUGGGACUAAGUCAGAUCAGCCAGUCGUAUGAGAUGAUGAUCCUGGGAAGGUUCAUUAUUGGAGUAUAUUCAGGUCUGGCCUCUGGGUUGGUUCCAAUGUAUGUAGGAGAAAUUUCCCCAACACACCUGCGAGGGGCGCUGGGCACCCUCCACCAGCUAUCGCUGGUCAUCGGUAUUCUUGUGGCUCAGGUUCUGGGUCUGGAUUUGUUCCUGGGCACAAGCUCUCGGUGGCCGGUCCUCUUCUGGGUGACUCUGAUCCCAGCUGUUCUGCAGUCGGUGCUGCUGCCAUUUUGUCCGGAGAGCCCCCGCUUCCUGUACAUUGUGUGCGAGCAGGAGGGACAUGCCAAGACCAGUCUCCGGCGUCUCACGGGCCUCGUGGAUGUCUCGGACGCCCUCUCGGAGAUGAAGGAAGAGAAGAGACGGAUGGACAUGGAACAGAAAGUCACCAUCCUGCAGAUCUUCAGAUCCCGACAAUACCGGCAGCCCAUGAUCGUGGCCAUAAUCCUCCAACUCUCCCAACAACUUUCCGGCAUCAACGCGAUCUUCUAUUAUUCCACCGAUAUCUUCGCUAAAGCCGGAGUGGAACAGCCGAUCUACGCCACGAUCGGGGCGGGAAUCGUCAACACGGCCUUCACGGUGGUGUCGCUGUUCCUUGUGGAGAGGGCGGGAAGACGGACCCUACACCUGGUGGGCCUGGCGGGAAUGAUCCUCUGUGCCUUAUUAAUGACGGUGGCCAUGGCCCUACAGGAAACCAUCCCCGCCAUCAGCUCCCUCAGCAUGGCCGCCAUCUUCGGAUUCGUGGCGUUCUUCGAGGUGGGGCCCGGUCCUAUUCCGUGGUUCAUUGUGGCGGAACUCUUUAGUCAAGGUCCUCGGCCGGCAGCCAUGGCCAUCGCCGGAUGUACCAACUGGACCUCCAACUUCAUCAUCGGGAUGGGAUUCCCAUACAUCGCGGACCUCCUUGGGCCGUACGUCUUCCUCCUCUUCGCUUUCUUAUUGUUGGGUUUCCUGAUCUUCACGUAUUUCCGCGUCCCGGAAACCAGGGGAAGGUCGUUUGAUGAGAUCGCUCACGCUUUUCGUAGAAGGAACCCGUCGUUGUUGGACCACGAGAUUAAGGCCAGCACCGAGUUGGACAGUCUUGGCGGUGGAGAGGAGGCAUAAAGGUCGGAACCCAUCCCGAGCGAAGCCUUGUUCCGGGAAGCUCUGAAGGAACCCACCUGGAAUGAAGCCUCCUGCAGGACAAUUUUUUUUUUUUUUACCGAACUCACCAAAAACGUUUGAAUGUUUGUGUUGCGGCGUACGGACGGCGCAGUGUUAUUCUGUACAUAUCAAGAGCGCCAGUUCUAGAUAACAAUGUCAAUCAAGGGCAAGUAGCUGGAAGGAGGGAGCCAGAGGCGGCUCUAGGCUUUGUGAGGCCUUAGGCAAAACUUGACAAGGGGUCCCCCCCCACUCACACCCAUGAUGG